Molecule: messenger RNA, 2199 nt
Organism: Fulvia fulva
Lineage: Eukaryota; Fungi; Ascomycota; Dothideomycetes; Mycosphaerellales; Mycosphaerellaceae
Product: RING finger protein B
Exons: 1
Coding region: 1-2199 (732 amino acids)
Molecular function (GO): protein binding
Source: RefSeq, a predicted model, not a curated record
AUGGCGUCUACUACCUCUACCUCGAACGGCCGUGUCUCGAACACUUCCAACAACACCUACGUAAUGUCGCGAUCCCCCGUCAAGAACAGCAGACGGCGCACUGGAGAGCCAUACCUUCCUAAGAUCAUCACCACCGUCGGCCAACGACCUGCAUGUCUCGUCAAUGCCUCAGUCACAUAUGUCGGAAACGAUCUGAUCUACGCCUUUGGUGGUUUCGACCAGUACACUGACGAAGUCUACAACCACGUCCUCAAGCUUAACCUCUCGGCGCGACAAUGGAGUCUUGUAGACAACUACGGCGACAUCCCGGGCGUGCGGAUGGGCCACACUUCGUGCUUAUGGCAGGGCGACAAGCUGCUGGUGUUUGGAGGUGAGAACGAGCAUCGCAAGCAUCUAUCCGAUCUAGUCAUCUUCGACAUCAAGACCGCGCAUUGGACACAACCAGAGAUCAGCGGGCCUAUUCCGCGUGGAAGAGCAAGGCACUCGGCGGUGAUACACGAUGACAAGCUGUUCAUCUGCGGUGGUAUGAGCGGAUGUGAUAACAAUGUGCUGGACGACAUCUGCUAUCUUGAUCUGAAGACCUGGACCUGGAGCCGGACAUGGCGUUUGGUUCCACGCUUCGACCAUUCCAGUUGGGUCUGGGGUGGAAAGAUCUGGAUCAGCGGUGGCAUGGGCGAAGAGAUGGAGCGCACGAGCGAGAUCUGGUGGCUUGACUUCCGUGGGACACCUGCAUUUGAAGGUGGUCCGACUUACGGCCUGAUCGGCUCUGAGGACGCGAGACCACUUGGUGAGCGCUACGCCAGCUACUCCUACGCUGCGCCUUCGCCUCCAAUGGGCACUGGCUACGCAGCGAACACAGGGAGCGUACAGUCCAACACCGCGACCCAAAUUCAGCGAGCACCACCUGUCGCGCCCGGUGCUAUCAGCAGCGUCAAGUUCAUCUCCUCUCCGAAUCUGCCCAUGCAGAACGUUGGUACACAUUUCCACGUUUUCAGCUCCGGCUGUAUGCUCGACUUUGUCACCCCGGCAACUAACAUGCCCCUUGAAACUUCGCUCUCUGCUCUGGAUCUGGACUCACUUCGUUGGCAGAAGCUGGCUGAUGGCAAGGAUCUUUUCAGUCCAACAUAUCGGUGGCAUUACUGCUGUCUUGAUGCCGACGGCACUCAUGCAUGGCUUCUGGGCUGCCCUCGUGAGCUGAGGGCUGGGGGAAACGGCGAAGCAGAAGAGUACCUGUCUGACGUCCUGCCGAUCGACUUGCGCAAGUUCGGUCUGCUCGGAAACAAGAUGAGUCAGGAAGCACGUAACGAGCAGAGAAUACCUACAUCCGACUCGAAUCCACAGUCACAUCUCUCAGCUAUAGGCGCAGAUCUCGCACGCACAUUCAAUCAGCCUCCCGAGAGCGGAUCUGGUACGGACUUCACGAUUACUGCCCUCAAGGACGAUGUGUACGACAUGGAGCCCUUCUCGGACGACGAUCCUCUAUCCCCUGGCGGUAGCGCGACUGGAGACGGUAGCAACGCCUCCCAGCCAAUUCACGUGCAUCGCCUGAUCCUGAGCGCGCGCUGGCCUCACUUCUCGCGGCUCUACAACGCACAGAUGUCCGAGUUCCACACGCGUCGCAUGCACAUACCCGAACCAUAUCCUGCUGUGAAGGCAUUCCUAUACUAUCUCUAUACCGACUCGAUCUCAAGUCCUCCAGCCGAAAGCCAAGAGCUGUCUGGACCAACUCUCGAAGACGUUGCAAACAUGCUGGUCAUGAGCAACAUCUACGACAUGCCUCGCCUGCGACAUCUCUGCGUCAACCGCUUGGUACGAGAUCUCGACGUUCAGCACGCAGCACUAAUCUUUGACCGUGCAAGCACCGCACAAGAGGACUGGCUGAAGCGUAGGGCGGCGAGCUUCUGUAUGACCCAUUGGGGUCGCAUCGUGCGAACCGAUGGAUUCCGGAGACUUAAGAGGUCUGCAAUGCUCGAGCUUUGUGAAGGCGUUGAUGCAGAGGGUCGAGUGGUAGGUGGUGACGAAUUGGAAGCUGUUGGUGGGCUUGGUGGUGCGAGACUAGGCAGUGGUAUGGGUGUGCUUUGGGGUAAUGGCAGGAAACGUAAUCGCCUAGGCAGCACGAGUGGGACUACUGUUGAUGGUGACGGGGACGAUGCGGACGCGGAUCUUGAUGCUGAUGAUGAGGGCAUGGAGCUUUCGUAA